AACAAUAAUAGCCUUACUGGUGAAAGCACAGAAGCUCGGUCCUUAGCAUUUACAAGUGCUCCCAUCCCAAUCGUGACUUGACAGUUUUAUACCAGACAAAAUGGCUGUUAACAGCAUUGCUGUACUACUCGCAAUUGUCGGAUGUUUGGAUGUCGUGGGAGCCUAUCCGAAUGGACCUCCCCCAAGAGUAUGUGCAUCCAUGGCCCCUGAUACAUUUCUCCACGGCGAAGCGCAGAAUAUAGCUUCCCCGUACACCGUGAGCACCAGCCAAUCUACCUACAUGCCUGGAGAGACGAUCACCGUGACGCUAUCCAGCCCUGGAAAUACAGCCUUUAGAGGCGUUUUUGUGCAAGCCCGUCUGAAAAAUGGGCAAAGUAUCGACCCGCAGGGAACAUUCGUGUUGAAUAAUGGGGAAAGCCAAUUGAUGCUGAUGACCUGUGGUAACAGGGCAGGCAGCGCUGUUUCACACAAUUCACGUGACUCGAAAACAGCCAAAACCUUUUCAUGGAAGGCUCCUGAUACUAAUGUUGGGGAUGUGCGGUUCAUGGCAACAUUUGUCCAGGCUACGCAAACAUACUGGACAGGCGUUAUGUCGGAAGAUGUGAUAGGUUCCACUGUUACCACUACCAUUACGACAGAGAAACCCAUCACUACUACAAUGAAACCCACCACUACUACAAUAAAACCCACCACUACUACAAUAAAACCCACCACUACUACAAUGAAACCCACCACGACCACAGAGAAACCCACCACCACUACAGUGAAACCCACCACUACUACAUUGAAAACCACAACUACAACAAUGAAAGCCACCACGACCACAAUGAAACCCACCACUACAACAAUGAAACCCACCAUUACCACAAUGAAACCCACCACUACAACAAUGAAACCCACCACGACAACAGAGAAACCCACCACUACUACAUUGAAAACCACAACUACAACAAUGAAAGCCACCACGACCACAAUGAAACCCACCACUACAACAAUGAAACCCACCAUUACCACAAUGAAACCCACCACUACUACAACGAAACCCACCACUACCACAAUGAAACCCACCACUACUACAAUGAAACCCACCCCUACCACAAUGAAACCCACCACUACUACAAUGAAACCCACCACUACUACAAUGAAACCCACCACUACUACAAUGAAACCCUCCACUACCACAAUGAAACCCACCACUAUCACAAUGAAACCCACCACUACCACAAUGAAACCCACCACUACUACAAUGAAACCCACCACUACCACAAUGAAACCCACCACGACCACAACGAAAGCCAUCAUUACCACUUCCACAAAGAAAAGCCAUCAUUACCACUAAUCAGAACGAAAUCCACGAGUACUGCAGAGGAACUCAUGACUACCACAGAGACCAUACGGAUGAUACAGAGCACUGCCAGCACAACCAGCGCCCCGGGAAUAUUCCUCUUUGCAUUAAUGGUGCUUACCGGCUUAUUACACUUGAUAUAAUAUUAAAAUUCAACAUAUCAGCCCAUAGAGGAAGGACCAAAACCUUCUGUUCUGAUAUCACUUAUUGCUCGCGUCUAAAGACGUUUACAAAUUUGUUAAAAUGUUGCUAAACUGACAUAUUCCAUAUGUUUGUUUAUUUAUUGACCGCACUCCAGAUUAUUUCCCUUAUACGACGGCGGCCAGCAUUAUGGUGGGAGGAAACCGAGUAAAACCUAUUUCAUAUAUAUAUAUUUAUUUAUUUGAUUGGUGUUUUACGCCGUACUCAAGAACAUUUCACUUAUACCGACGGCGGCCAGCAUUAAUGUGGGUGGAAACCGGGCAGGGCCAAGGGGAAACCCACGACCAUCCGCAGGUUGCUGUCGCUACUCUGGUCGCUACUCUGGUUUUAUUCUCCAAGCUGUAGUCUUAAUAUCCUAUAUUUUCUGGCGAAGCUGUAGUUAAAUAUUUAAAAAUUAUUUUAGUCAUAUAAAGAUAUUAUGUACAUAAGGUACACAUUCAA
Liolophura sinensis is the source of this 1987-nucleotide messenger RNA. RefSeq names its product zonadhesin-like. NCBI's taxonomy places the organism in Eukaryota, Metazoa, Mollusca, Polyplacophora, Chitonida, Chitonidae. The transcript has 5 exons. The record is from RefSeq and is a predicted model, not a curated record. The coding region runs from base 101 to 1339 and encodes 412 amino acids.